Molecule: messenger RNA, 1869 nt
Organism: Quercus robur (English oak)
Lineage: Eukaryota; Viridiplantae; Streptophyta; Magnoliopsida; Fagales; Fagaceae
Product: pentatricopeptide repeat-containing protein At2g20710, mitochondrial-like
Exons: 2
Coding region: 122-1711 (529 amino acids)
Cellular component (GO): mitochondrion
Molecular function (GO): protein binding
Source: RefSeq, a predicted model, not a curated record
ACUUGGCUUAAACCCUCCUAUCCCUCUCUCUCUUUCCCUCUCACAGAAAAACAAACCAAAAUAGUGUUUCAAAUUUAUCUCCCAUUUUGAUUCUAAAAACAUUUUCUUCUUCUUCUUCUUCAUGAAGCUUCCUCGAAUCGCUACUACGAUACUAAACUUGGGCACUCGUUUCGGUCUCCGAAGCUCACAGCCACAGGGGCAGGGCGUUUCGCUCUACUACUCAACCGCGCCAACCCCAAGAAAACCCUGGAACUCACUGAGCCGUCUCUACCGUCGGAUUUCGCCGCUCGGAGAUCCAAAGGUCUCGAUCGUCCCCAUUCUCGACCAAUGGAUCAGCGAAGGCCAAACCGUCAGCAAACCACCCCUACUUGACAUUAUCAAGGAGCUCCGACGCUUCAAACGAUAUACGCACGCUCUCGAGGUAUCCGUGUGGAUGACUGAUAAAAGGUACUUUGAUGUUUCAUUCCGUGAUGUUGCCAUCCGUCUGGACUUGAUUGGAAAAGUUCAUGGGAUAGAAGAAGCUGAGAAAUAUUUUAAUAACAUUCCCAUAAAAUUAAGAGGUAUUGAGGUUUAUAGUGCUCUUCUCAACUGUUACGCUUAUGUCCAUGUGAAGGAUGUGGAGAAAGCAGAGGCCGUUAUGCAGAAGAUUAGGGAUUUGGGGUUGGAUAGGACACCAUUGGCUUUCAAUGUUUUGCUUAAUCUCUAUUAUCAGACUGGAAAUCAUGAGAAGCUGGACGCUCUUAUUCAUGAAAUGGAAGAAAAGGGCAUCAAAUUUGAUUCAUUUACAUAUGGUAUCAGGCUCAGCGCAUAUGCAGCCACUUCUGAUGUUGAGGGAAUUGACAAGGUUCUCCAACAGAUGGAGUCCAAUCCUGAAAACGUUUUGAAUUGGACAAUUUAUGCUGUUGCAGCAAGUGGGUACAAAAAAGCCGGGAUUGAGGAAAAGGCUUUGGAAAUGCUUAAGAAAGCAGAGGGGUUGGUAAAUUCCACAAGGAGGAGUAAAGCAUUUGAAUUCCUUCUCACUCAAUAUGCAUCAAUAGGCAAGAAAGAUGAAGUGAUAAGACUUUGGGAGUUAUACAAGAAGAAGGAGAAGAUAUAUAAUAGGGGCUAUAUUUCUGUCCUAACCUCACUGUUAAAGCUUGAUGACAUUGAAAGUGCUGAAGAGAUUUUUGAGGACUGGGAAGCCAGAGAGUUAACUUAUGAUAUCCGGAUUCCUAACUUUCUAAUUGGUUAUUAUUGCAGAAAAGGUCUUUUGGAGAAGGCUGAAACUCUUGUGAAUCGGGUAAUACUGAAAGGGAAAAAGCCUGAUGCAAAGUCUCAUAAUCAUCUGGCCACUGGGUAUAUUCUGAUUAAUCAACUGGAAAAAGCAGUAGAAGCAAUGAAUGAGGCAAUUUCAGCCUGUAGACCUCAGUGGAAGCCAAGACAGGAAAAUUUUGCUGCCUGUUUGGAGUACUUGAAAGGGAAAGGAGAUGUGGAGGGAGCAGUGGAAUUCCUUGAAUUGCUCAGGAAUAAGGAUAUUAUCUCUGUGGAUGCUCAUGAUAGAUUGUUGAAAUAUAUCAAUGACAGCGAAUCAAGCUCGCAUGCUCUCAAUGUGUUGGAAGAGGGUGGUGUUGCUGAAAAUGGAAAAACAACUGAAUUUUUAGAGCCCGAGGAGGACAGCUUCAAUUAUAAACCAAGUAGUAGCAACUUCGAUACAGAUUCGGAGAAUUUUUGAAAAUUUUGGAGAUACUUAUUCCCAAACUGAUGUAUGGAAUAUUAUUUAUGUUUUACUCAUGUUAUUUUUCUAGGAAGAAUUUGGAGGUUAGAAUGAAGGCAUUUUUCUUGAUUGAGAAAUUUAUGUUGGAAUGAAAAUUGAGUAUUUUUUUCUUCCUA